Sesamum indicum (sesame) is the source of this 1360-nucleotide messenger RNA. Its product is annotated as DUF2358 family protein (DUF2358). The record is from RefSeq and is a predicted model, not a curated record. NCBI's taxonomy places the organism in Eukaryota, Viridiplantae, Streptophyta, Magnoliopsida, Lamiales, Pedaliaceae.
UCCAAACAGGAGCGAGAGAGGAGACUUAUCCAAUCCUGAAUCCUCCUCUCCUCCUCCCUCAUUUGCCCACAAUGAUUUCCCUUUCCCCAAUUUUCCUCUACAACCAAACAAAACCCUCCCGAAUAUUCGCAUACCAAAAAAAAUGGAACAAAAUCCCCCUUCAGAGAACUGAAUAAAUUCAAAAUUAUCAGAAAUUUCUCAACCCUUUUUCCCAGCACCAUCCGAUGGCGCUCAUAAUCCCGUCGCGGGGAAUUUCAUCGCUCGCCCGAAGGGAAACGCCAGCGAGCAUUAUUCCGAGUGUCAGAAGAAGAAAUGUUAGGUUCAGUGUUUGUUCGGGUGUUAAGGAUUUGCAGAAGGAGGUUUUGAAAUUGAGGGGUGAUGAUAAUUAUGAGGAUAAUGUGUGGUGGUUGUAUGGGCAGGUGAAGCAAAAUGGGCCGGCGCCGUUUCCGUCGAGUAAGACUGAGGAUGACGAGGGUAAGAAGCAGGAUUAUUAUGUCAACACCGGUUACGCGAUUCGUUCCCUCCGAGAGGAGUUUCCGGAGCUUUUCUACAGAGAGCUCAGCUUUGAUAUCUACAGGGAUGAUAUUGUCUUCAAAGAUCCACUCAACACCUUUUCUGGUAUACAGAACUAUAAGUCCAUCUUCUGGGCAUUGAGAUUUCAUGGAAGAAUCUUCUUUAGGGCCUUGUGGGUGGACAUUGUAAGCAUAUGGCAGCCUGUGGAGAACAUGAUAAUGGUUCGUUGGACUGUUCAUGGCAUUCUACGAAUUCCAUGGGAGAGACGUAGCAGAUUUGAUGGCACCUCAGAGUACAAGCUUGAUAAGGAUGGGAAGAUCCACGAGCACAAAGUUCAUAAUAUUGCUCUGAACGGACCCCAAAAGUUUCAAGUACUAGCUGUGGAGCAGUUGAUUCAGUCAAUUGGCUGCCCCUCCACUCCAAAGCCAACUUAUUUCGAGUUUUCAUCUUCUUCAACGACAGAUACUGGUCCAUUAGUGAAAAUCUCUGCUGUCAAACACUAUUUAGUUUCUGGUCUAACCAGAUGGUUGAAUUCUGAGGCUGAAUCAUGAUGGAGCACGUAGAGUUGUUUCGUGUUAUUAAAGUUUUGGUUAGUAUAUAACUGAGCCUUGCACUUGCUGUAUGCCACCCUGUAGCCCCAGGUUCUCUUUAGGUGCUUCGUAAAGGUCUAUGCUCCAGGGCAUAUGUAAUGGGUGUUGAUAGCAACUGGAGGUUGUAAACCUUGUAUAUUCCAAGUUCUCUGUAUAGUAUAUCAGACAAGUAUAUCUACUGGCGACCAAUGUGGUUUGUCAGUUGUAAAGCUAGUGUGUAAUAUCUGAGCAUGAACGAGAGUAUCUUAGAACAAUAA